Talaromyces amestolkiae is the source of this 936-nucleotide messenger RNA. RefSeq lists its product as uncharacterized. Gene Ontology annotation, molecular function: catechol 1,2-dioxygenase activity; ferric iron binding. The transcript is spliced from 2 exons. Gene Ontology annotation, biological process: catechol-containing compound metabolic process. The coding region runs from base 1 to 936 and encodes 311 amino acids. NCBI's taxonomy places the organism in Eukaryota, Fungi, Ascomycota, Eurotiomycetes, Eurotiales, Trichocomaceae. The record is from RefSeq and is a predicted model, not a curated record.
AUGUCGCGCCAAUUCGAUCCUACCUUCACUCCCGGCGUUAUCAACGCCAUGGGACCCAAGACCCCCGAGCGUGCUCGCGUGGUCUUGGGAUCGUUGAUCAAGCACAUCCACGACUUUGCCCGUGAGGUCGAGCUCACCCCGGCCGAGUGGAUGCUCGGUGUCGAAUUUGUCAACUCUAUUGGUCAGAUCAGCACACCCAUUCGCAACGAAUGCCAUCGUGUAUGCGACGUUAUCGGUCUCGAGUCACUCGUCGACGAGAUUGCAAACAAAAUCAUCACCGAGCAAGGCCUCUCCCCCACAUCUAAUGUCAUUUUGGGACCCUUCUGGUCGCCCAACGCUCCCUUCCGCGAGCUCGGCGACAGCAUUAUCCAAAACACCAACCCCAACGGCAAAGUAACCUAUAUGCACGGAAUUAUCAAGGACAUGGAAACCGGUAAGCCCAUCGAGGGCGCCGUGCUCGACAUCUGGCAAGCCUCCGCCAACGGCAAAUACGACUUCCAAGACCCCGAGCAAACCGAGAACAACCUCCGCGGAAAGUUUGUGUCGAAUGCCAAUGGAGAGUUCUACUGGUACUGCUACCACCCAACCCCAUACUCGCUGCCCACCGACGGCCCCGCCGGUGUUUUGCUGAAUAUCAUGGACCGCUCGCCCAUGCGUCCUGCCCACAUUCACCUUAUGAUCACACACCCCGACUACGCCACUAUCAUCAACCAGAUCUACCCCAGCGACGACCCACAUCUCACCAUCGACUCCGUCUUUGCCGUCAAGGACGACCUUGUAGUGGACUUCAAGCCCAAGACCGAUGACCCCAAGGCUCAGCUCGAUCUUGAAUAUAACGUCAAAAUGGCUCUGAAGAAGCACCACCCCAACCCCAACUCGGCGCCCCCAGUGUCGUCAUUUGAGCGCUCUCGCAAGACUGCCGAGGAAAAGCUUUAA